Molecule: messenger RNA, 942 nt
Organism: Aplosporella prunicola CBS 121167
Lineage: Eukaryota; Fungi; Ascomycota; Dothideomycetes; Botryosphaeriales; Aplosporellaceae
Exons: 3
Coding region: 1-942 (313 amino acids)
Biological process (GO): mitochondrial fission
Cellular component (GO): mitochondrion
Source: RefSeq, a predicted model, not a curated record
AUGGCGAAAGAUAACCCCGCAGACGACAUCCCCCGCGAGCGCAACGAGCCGCGCCCCGACUUCAGCAUACCCCCGCCGCGCAAGCCGCUCCCCAAAGCGCUGCAAGAGACGCUGGACAGCGAAGAGAAGCUCUGGGCCGCCAUGUACGACGGGACCUCCGGCGAGUCCACCGACUCCCCCAUCCGCUACGCCGCCUACGCCUCCCGCAUCCGCACCAUCCUCCUCUCCGCCCACCGCUACGUCGCCUACACGUCCGACGUCGGCGAGUCCUUCCGCCCCGUCGCGCACCCCCACCUCGUGCGCGCCGCGUACGGCGUCUCCUGGGCGUACCUGCUCGGCGACGUCGCGCACGAAGGCUACAAGGCGUACGUGCGGAACCAGCGGGUGCUGCACCCGGAGGGCCCAACACCAAAACUCACACCCACAACAUCCAGCACCGGUAGCAGCAACAGCAGCAGCGGCGCUAAGUCCGCUGCGGGCGUCACUGCUAGGCUGGUCGGGAAAGACGACGCCGUGCCCAGCGCCGCGGAGCAGAAGUCCCUGGGCCCGAGCACCAGCGCGCAGGACGCCGCGCACGUGCCGGCGCUCGAGGACUACCGCUCCGUCAUGGCGCAGCGCGCCCUCUUCCAGGGCGUGGCGAGUAUGGGCCUGCCCGCGCUCACGAUCCACAGCGUCGUCAAGCACUCCGGGACGUAUUUCCGGCGACAUGUCAAGAACGCGCGGGUGCGGACUUGGGGACCUAUUGGUCUCGGCCUCGCAGUCGUGCCCUUCCUGCCCUACAUCUUCGACGCGCCCGUCGAGCACGCCGUCGAGUUCGUCUUCCACAAGGGCUUUGCAGCGAUUGGGGGUCCUGGGGCCGUGGGCGCGCGGCCAGAGACUGGGCGCCAGGAAUUGCGGCAGGUGGAGGCGAAGGCGGGGAAGGAGAAGGAGAAGGAGCUGUGA